Cajanus cajan (pigeon pea) is the source of this 863-nucleotide messenger RNA. RefSeq names its product Target SNARE coiled-coil domain protein (gene ATBET12). NCBI's taxonomy places the organism in Eukaryota, Viridiplantae, Streptophyta, Magnoliopsida, Fabales, Fabaceae. The record is from RefSeq and is a predicted model, not a curated record.
UUAUGACUUACACUUUACGUAUCAUUUUCUUUCUCGGAUCUUGAACAAAAAAACUUACGUUUUCUCACCAUUUCUCAUUAUCCAAACAGGAUCUUGCGCAUAGUCACCAAAUUCUCGUGAGUCCAGAAACCUUUUGCUAGCUAUGAGUUACAGAAGAGAUAAUCGCUCCUCCAGAUCAUCACUUGUAGAUGGUUUUGAUAGUCUGGAGGAGGGUGGUCUAAAGGCUUCUUCUUCUUACUCGCGUGAUAUUAAUGAGCAUGAUAAUGAUAAAGCCAUAGAGAGUUUGCAGGACAGAGUCUCUUUUCUGAAACGAUUAACAGGUGAUAUCCAUGAGGAGGUUGAGAGUCAUAACCAGUUACUUGAUCGGGUGGGUAACAAAAUGGAUGGAUCAAGGGGUAUGAUGAUGGGAACCAUGGAUCGAUUUAAGAAGGUUUUUGAGAAGAAAUCAGCGAGGAAAACGUGCUCACUUGUGGCUUAUUUCACAGUUGCCUUCGUAUUCCUAUACUAUCUUAUUAGGAUUCUUGGAUAUUUUACACUUGGGUAAAGCACGUGAUGUUAAAAGGUCAUACAUUUAAUUGCGUGAUGAAUGUUUGAUGGAAGUAAAAUCAUGUGGUCCUGUGGUGUAAAGUGUUUGAACCAUUCCAUUCCAUUUUGGCUGGGAGAUGGAUGGUUUGAGACUCACCUAUGAUCGCAAAAUCUUACUGCAUACAUACGAAAGUCUAUUGUAUACUUCCUCUCUUGACCUGGUCCAUGAUCCAUUUUUUUCAUAGUUGACAUUAGUCUCGAGUUCAUAUAUUAUGUAAAUUCCUGUAAUAUGAAAUGAUUAUAUUCAAUUGUAAGCACCAGUGUUCGUGAUUGGAUUA